CUAAAACCUUCCUUUCAGCGUUGGGCUGUGCAGAUAGAGGGAGUCUAUAAUAAAUAGUGCAUUGCUAAGAAAAGAAUGUCUCGUAGUGCAAGCCGGGCGAACGUAUUUACUGUUUUAGAGAAGGUGGGGAAGGGUUCGUUUGGCGAUGUUUAUAAGGCUUUAAAAAAUGAUACUAAAGAAGUGGUGGCUAUAAAAAUGCUUAAUCUUGAGGAAUCGGAAGAAGAUAUAGCCGAUAUACAGCAAGAAAUACAGAUUUUAUCUCGGAGUGUUUGCCCAAAUGUGACAAAGUACUAUUGCUCUUGCCUAAACGGCCAUCAAUUGUGGAUAGUAAUGGAAUAUUGCGGCGGUGGCUCUUGCUUGGAUCUGUUGAACGAGCACACCUUAAAAGAAGUACAUAUCGCCGUCAUAUUGCGAGAAGUCUUAAAAGGUUUAAUAUAUUUACACGGUGAAGGAAUAGUUCAUCGAGAUAUUAAAGCAGCCAAUAUUUUGUUAACUUUGAACGGAAAUGUCAAAUUAGGAGAUUUUGGUGUUGCAGGGCAUCUUAAUAGUUGUAAGACUGAUAAGGACGCUUUUGUGGGAAGCCCCUUUUGGAUGGCUCCAGAA
Molecule: messenger RNA, 603 nt
Organism: Zophobas morio
Lineage: Eukaryota; Metazoa; Arthropoda; Insecta; Coleoptera; Tenebrionidae
Product: serine/threonine-protein kinase 24-like
Exons: 8
Biological process (GO): protein phosphorylation
Cellular component (GO): cytoplasm
Molecular function (GO): protein serine/threonine kinase activity; ATP binding
Source: RefSeq, a predicted model, not a curated record